GUAAGAGCGAUAAGCGCGAGCGUGUGGGACUCGACGACGUCCGUCCACGGACGCUUACGCAGUGCACCUUCGACCGUUACCGUAAUGCGAACGAAUUGGCAAAAUCUCGUUAAUCGCGAAGUCUCGACGAGAAAUCGAGUAGACGUCCGCGAUACGAGUCGCGUGUAUGUGCGCGUGUGUGUGUGUGUGUGUGUGUGAGUGAGUGUGUCGUUCGACUUUCGCACGUUUCGACCGUGAACCAUCGCGGAGUUCCGUCCGAUAGAUAAUCGAUUCCGAUAAUUGCGCGACGCAAUAGCUCAAGCAUGACCGUACGACGACGGUGCAUAUUGUUUGCAGAAGCGCAGGUUUCAGUUGGUAAUGAUCAGCAUACGGUGCGUGUGGAUACGGACGAUGAUGACCAUUUGGAUAGAGUGCGGCGCGGUGGGAGAAUGCAUAGGGAAUGCGCAUAGAACGCAUCCGCAUAACCGGAUAUGAACGUAUUAAUUAUUGAAGACGGGACAGACGAGACCGACCGCGCCGGCAGAUAUAAAAACACCGCGGAACAAACGGCCGCGAAACUCGUGGAUUAUUUUGGGGCUGCAAUUACAUUUUUUAUACGGCAAUCCGAUGUUGCGUCUGCCUGGUCUGCAACAGAGUCGUGCUGCCGCCACAAAGCGCAUCUACUAUUCGGAUCGAAUUAAUAUUGCCUGUUUUACUUUGAAUAUAACGCAUGUCAAAGUAAAAACAAAAACGCUUUGUUGUCAAAGAACUAGUGAAAUAAAAUAUCGCCCGCUGGAAAAUAUCGUAAUUUCAGAUAACGGCGAUUAUUGUUCCGAAAUCGUGCAGGACGUGUUAUUACAUUUUGCUUCAAUAGACUCUUCGAGCUUUUUUGAAUUUUUGAAUACGCAUUUGUAACCCUUGAAACUCGUUAAAAUUGUGCUACUUUCGCAACAAUAUUGCAAUGCAAUUUAUGAAUUUAAUUGUGCACCGUAAUGAAAAACUGGAUCUCUUUUAAGAACCGUAAAUCGUUUUAAUACGGCGUGACCAUACCGCGUUCAUCAGUGUGAAUAUACGAUGAUAAAUCUCAAAAUAUAUAUCCAUGUAACUUGUAGUCUGCACCUUUAACAUGUUCCACGUGUGAUAACAAUUAAUUUUUCGAGAAUUUUCGAAGCGAUUUAAGCGAAUGAGAGAAAUAUAUAGGCAAUGCGAAUAAAUAACAUUAACAAAUGCAAAGCGGCGUUAACAAAUAGGCGGAUUUAUAAACGGUAGCGUUUGGCUCAUCGCCAAGCUACUUAAAAUUUCAACAAUACGUAACGCCUCGAAAAUCAAUACAGACGAUUCAUAACUUUGCACGAAACGUGCAUCUUAAUUCUAGCUCCUGUAACUCUCGGCAACAAGAUUAAAAUGAGCUUAAAUUUAUAAAGACGUUAAUAUGAAAUUUCAUCGUAACGAUGUAAACACUUUAGAUACUCUUAGCCAGCUUUCCAACAUUAUACACUUAUUAUUAUUAAUACAUAUAUUAUUAUUGUUAUUCUUUUUGGGGUGAGAACAUAACUUUUGUUAUUUUAAAUUGCACAUCGUAUUAAAAAUUCGUGUUAAAUGAAUUUAGACAAAUGUAUUUUUAAUGAAAUAGCGAAAUAAUAAUUUUACAAAAUAGCAUGAUAAUAUCACACUUCUGCGUUUCCAUGAAUAACUUUAAAAAGACUCAAUUAUAUGAAAAAUCUAAUCUUACAUAAUCACAUUUGGAAACUACUUUAUUUAUAAUAAUAUCACAAAACAUAUUUCGUGUGAUGUUAGUAUAUCCGAACCAUUUACAAGUAGUAUCGAAUAUUACUUUUUAAUAUAUACACGACAUCUUUAUAAAUAUUUGAUAAGUCAGUUUAUUCAACGGUAAACUAGCCGCGAAAUUGACCGACUAAAACGACCCAUUUUCGUCUAUUGUUACGUGGAACACGUAUUAAGUUUCCGGGAAGCACGACGGCAUGAUAAUACAUAUCGCUCUGGUGAAGUAGUUAUUUCUAUUGCUCCAAUAUCAGAAAGUCAGUGCGCGACAAUACGGCAAUUGCGAUUGUCAUUAAAAAUCUCAGUCAAAAACACCAGGUAUCUAAAGUUUAUUAAACACGACCGUUCUUUGGCGCCACAUAGAAAUUCAAUUUUGUCCCUGCGAAGCUUCGCGUAGGAUUACGAGAUCGCGAGGCUUCUACUAUUCGGAGUGCAAUCGAGUUCCAACUACGUAAACGGCACACGAGCACAUUUUUAUCUAGCCGCGACCGCAGCGUGCAAUCAGAGAAGCGCCCGUUGACUCGUGACGCUUCCGGUUCAGGCUUCCGGUCCACGGAACCGCACCGUUUCCGUUCGGCUGCCCAGCCCACCGAUCCCGACCGCCGGCCGUCGUGGUAUAUCGACGCUCCACGUUCGAGGAGCGGUAUCGAGAUCAGUGCUAACGCUUCGUCACGAGAAUGCAAGGACGGAAUACUUGCGCGCUCCCGGAUAAUUAGUUCCAAGUGGUAUUCGCCGUGGUUGCGGAGAAUCGAAUUGCCGUGCAUGUGAUCCGCGAGUAAUGUCGGUUAUUUAACCUACCGUCCGAGUUGACAUGCAGGAUUAACGACCUUCGUUUAUUGUCUUGAAUGAUGUGCUAAUCAGUGUUUCGAUAUAGCAACUUUAUGUGCGAGAAGAAAAUUGCAACUUGUCGGCUAAUUUCGAGCGUGUUUGAGUUCGAAGGAAUCGAGAAGAAUGGGCGUUGAUGGUGAAUUUAACAUUAACAUAAUAAUUAAUGUUACGUCGUCGCAGUAUACCUAAGCUCAUUGAAUUCCCAUAUUUUUUGUUCUAUCCUUUUUUAAUUUCCAAUAUAUAUUUAUGAAAAAAGGCUAGGGUCGUUUACAAUUUAUAUUCAACGCUCGGAAGUUAUAUCUUCCCCGAGCUUUACAGCAAGAUACUACGCAUUAUCCUUAACGAGAAUGUGAAAUUCAUGUUGCGGGAUGAUAACAAAUGAGGUGUGCAUCGCGUCAACGCUCGCAGCCGCAGCAGGAAUUUAUUGUGGGGACGAAUUCAAAAUUAAGGAUCGCAAUGAUCCAGUGCAAUGUUCCGUAAUCCCGUCGGAGGUCCAGCCGGAUAAUUGCAGCCGAUCGUCGUUGAGUGAGAGAACUGGUAAUCGGCGCGCCAGGUAGAUGCGGCUGUAUCUGCGGCCGUGAUACGCGAAAAUGGCGGUUGCGCCCGGUAAGAAUAAAUUGAAAAUGGGCAGUGCGGGCCGAUACUACGGUGCUUAUCUCAUCUACGACGUGGCAAACUCAUGCCUCGCCGCCUUGCACGCCAAGAUGCCUCCUCCGGUCGUCACGCGAACCAACCCUCCGUCUCCUGUGCACGUCCAGAACCCCCAACAUUAUCACAUAUUUGUUGGGGACCUGAGCCCGGAGAUCGAGACACAUACCUUAAGGGAAGCGUUCUCAGCCUUCGGAGAGAUCUCAGAUUGCAGAGUCGUCAGAGAUCCCCAAACUUUAAAAUCCAAAGGAUAUGGAUUUGUUUCGUUCGUCAAAAAAGCGGAAGCAGAGAGUGCGAUCGGCAACAUGAACGGCCAAUGGCUCGGUGGCAGAAGUAUCAGAACAAAUUGGGCCACCCGCAAACCUCCCGCACCUAAAUCCGAAGCAAAUGCGAAGCCCUUGACGUUCGAUGAAGUUUACAAUCAAAGUAGUCCGACCAACUGCACGGUAUACUGCGGAGGUUUGACCAAUGGUUUAACAGAAGAACUCAUGCAGAAAACUUUCUCGCCCUUCGGAUCCAUCCAAGAAAUUCGAGUGUUUAAGGACAAAGGCUACGCUUUUAUCAGGUUUUCUACCAAGGAGUCGGCCACGCACGCCAUCGUAGCGGUACACAACACAGACAUCAACGGCCAAACGGUGAAGUGCAGUUGGGGCAAGGAGAGUGGAGAUCCUAAUAAUGCUCAACAAACUGGACAGGCGUUAUCGUCGGCGACGUACCCAUACUACGCGGCGGCGGCAGCUGCCGCCGCGGCGGCGGCGGGCGUCGCGGGUGUCGGAGGCGUCGGUGGCGUCGGCGGUGCUGGACAACUUGCAGGAUACUGGUAUCCGCCCCAAUCUUAUCCUACGACAGCGACACAAAUGCAAGCCGGUGGCUUUCUUCAAGGCAUGCAAGGAUACACCUAUGGACAGUUCGCCGGAUAUCAACAGGCGCAAUAUAUGGGCAUGGGAAUGGGUGCUGUCCAUGCCGCUGGCACAGCGGCAGGAUGGGGUCAGGGAUUACCUGGGGGACCACAGUUACCACCACACCACGCCACGACGGUCACGGCACCCCCAGGGGUGCAAGCCGCACCCCCGCCACCACCGCCACCGGCACAAAUGAUGGCCUACCCGAUGCAACAGUUCCAGGCACAGUGAUCGCUACCACUAUCAUCGCACGGCCUGGCUUAUCCUUUCUUUCGAAUAUCAAUUAGCAUCAGGAUAACUGCAUCUACAACCUGGCUCAACCUCGCAUUCAGCCUGAAAUUACUCGUUGCAGCUUGUUUUUAUACAAAAGGAUAAUAUUUUCGACGGAACAAAAAGGAAUGGAAGAAAACAAUGUAAGAAACGAAAGCAAAAUAAAAAAAAAGUGAAAUUCGUGUAUAUUUUGUUAUUGGUACAAUUUAUGGUAUUCGAUUGUAGAUUUUGUAGUAAUUUAAACUUGAUUUUUUAUCUGAUGACGACUGAGAAAUUUGCAGUGAUUAGGUCAAGAAAACUCAUUAAGUCUAAUCUUACUUCGCCGUCGCCGAUGCGCUCUGAAUUAUAAUACAAGUAAUUUACACUACUUGUAUAUUAUCUAAUUAUUAUGCAUUCUUUACGUCGUUACCACUGCGCCACAUGGUGGAGGUUGAGUCAUGGUGAAGGUAGAUUCAGGUCGAUUAGAAUUCAUGUAGUUAUAGGAGAAUGUGAGGAAUUGUAAACGGAAAAGCAAGAAUGAAGAAUGAAGCAAAAGCGAGAAAGAGAGAGAGAAAGCGAGAAAGAGAGAGAGAGAAUGAAUGAGAGAAAGAAAGCAAAAGUUAGAGAGUACAAGCGAGCGCGAAGACGAGUGAAAGAGAGGGAGAGAGAGGACUAUUGUCGAGCAUAUUUCUAUUACUUUCUUGAAAUUCGGACCAAGAUUUAACCAGCGUUUGUGUGUUCAAAUGGUAAAGUGUGUUCUUGGUUGCGGUCCAGCUAGCGGAUGAGGACUGGCUGACGCCUAGCCUUCUAGUGUGAUGGUAAGCAAGUACACCCCACCAACAGGAACAACUUCUACAGCAACAACAGUUACCACCACCAUCACCACCAUCAUUUCCUCCUCCACUACUACCACCACCUCCAACAACAACAACAACAACAACAACAAUAACAACAACAUUUCCGUCAUCAUCGAUGCACAAUCGACCGCGACAGCAAAAGCAGUAGAGCUCAUGCCACUUCCGGCUUGACGACGCGCGAGUCGAAAGGCAGUUACCACGAAAAGCAGAUAACACUUGUUUAAUACGAAGAAACAAAGUGAGAAAAUAAAAAAAAAUAGCGAUUAAGAAUCAUAAUCCUAUAGGUAAUUUUUGCGCAAGAUAUGCAUCCACAACACAUCCCCAUUUCCCCCCGUAAGUUUUCACGUCCAGUGUAAGAGAAAAAGAACCGCUACCGAUUACUAAGCGGAGAUACCUCUCGUCCAGUCUGUAGGAUAAUCUAGCAUCUUGCUCGGCUUGAAGAAAUAGAUAGCGUUUGCCGUUACAGUAGUAGUGUCCGAAGCUUCAAAUACAAAACACGAAAUCCGGCAUACACGUGAAUAAGUCAUUCGUGACGGGUCUGACAGUGUGUUUUUUUAGCGAAACUGGCCAAUUACGCAUACACACAUGUAUCGUCCAGUGAUAAUGAGUACAUGAGAAAUACGAGUCCGCAUAAGUUUAACGGGGAUCGUGGUUUAUCACCAUUUUAACAAAGCGCAUAAAUUUUUUGAUCCUCUCUAUGAAAAAGGAAAAAAAAACGAAGAGUGCCGACAGACCGCCGGAUACAGACUCGUUACACGGAUUCAUUAUUUUUGUAGUUUGGGCUUUAACAGCGAAAAUAAUAACUCAAAGACAUAAUGUCGAAGGGGACGCUCGCGGUCGAAUGCGACGGCUGGCGAGCGGCUGUAUAAAUGAUAAAUACAAAGAUUAAUCGAAGCAUACUCUCGUGAAGAUAUAUAAAUAUAUAAAUAUAUAUAUAUAUAAAUGAAAGAAUAUAUAUACAUAAAAGAAUAAAAGAUUAUUAUAAACAAAAUUCAACAACUAGUUAGUUAGAUAGGCAUGUUAUAUUAAAAGUUAUUCGAGGUCGAUUCGAUAUUCGGCGGCAAGGAGGAAGUGGAUCUUGUGUAUAUUCAAUAGCGCAGCAUUUUUACGGGGAUGAAUAUAAUCACGGACCCCUUUGUACAACUCGCCCGUCUCAACAAAAAAAAAACCACGGGAAUUACUACUGGAUCCACGUAUCUUAUCCCAUUUGCCACGGCGAAAAGACUUCGUAUCUCGAUCAAUAUACUUGUUUAUCGGUUUCGUGGCCAAACGAUAAUUCACACAUUGAAAUCUUUACAGGCAGUUUAGCAUCCAUUUUUAUCAUUCGAAUCUGUCUUUCGGACGCGACACUUAGACCUGUUGGAUACUUUUAUAAAAAACAGACAUGUACACACGCCAUUGGGAGGCAUUGGCGAAUUAGCACAAUUUCCAAACUGAGAAAGUGGCGAAACACGCAAAACCAAUCAGAUCACCGUGGUUUUUAAGUAAAACGUUAGAUUUUUAUAUAAGAUGACUAUGUACAACCAAAGGAAAUCGAGAUUUUGACGUUUAAGCAAUAAAGCGAUAAGCUUAGGAAGAAAAAAAAGCAGCCAUCGAUCCCUCCGUCUCUUUAUAAAUCAAUCUCGCUGCGUAAAACGAGAGAGUACACGAAUUCUUAACAACGAAAACAAAUAAUAAUUAAUAGAAUGGACAAGAUAGCUAGAGGAGACGGUGCGUGCACGUGUGUAUUUUAAAAUUGUUCGUGGGGAGCAGUAAAACGAUCACAAUAUCCUCGUUGUCCCGAAUUUCGACUUGACCAAAUUGAUACAAAAGAAAGACGAGACCGAAACUCGUAUAAAUCGCGAACACGUAAGCAAUUGCAUGAGUGCAAUCGUACAUAUGGGAGAGCGCUAGUGGGGGAGGGAAAGAAAGUAUGAAAGCGAAAAGAGAGAGAAAGAAUGAGAGGGAGAGAAAGGGAGCAUGAGAACAAGACCGAGCGACGAAUAAACUGCACAAGCACAAGCAAGGGACGAGGAGAAAGAGGGGUUAAAUAAUUCGUAGAUAGACAUAUUGCACAAACAGCACGAAAGUUAGAUUAGACGAGUUAAGUUUUUUUUUGUUCACGCGUGCCCUGUCCGCGCGGCAGCCGUUUUAGGAUCUUGAUCGUACAUAAUCUCAUCAUCGGCGUGCUGCUCUGCCCUUAAAACUAUCCCCGUUUGCUGGAAAAGGAUCGGUCGAAAGGGAUGGGACGCGAAAUGAUAGCACGACGAGGUGAUAGCACGAGCAGUUUCAAUACUUGAAAAGAUGGGAAGCGGCUGAAACUUAUUGCGACCGUUUCCGCGCUCGAUCAUUUGUAUUUCCAUCGUCCUGCUUCUUGCACUUCGUAUCUACUGUCCCUUCUUACCCCUUCGGUUUUAAGUACCACAACUCAUACUCGUCGUAUCGAUAAUAUCUUGUUCUCGCUUUUCCUUCGAAAAGCGUUUAUAUCGGAGCAACGAGUAGAACCGGGGCGAAUGUAGAAACUAGUGAAAUUAAAAACUUCAAGUCCUUAAUCGGCAAAGAGUCGUAAAAAAUAUAAUUUUGAUUCGAUAUUUCUUUCUUUUUAAAAUCUCUAAAAUAUCAAUUUUUUUAAAAUAUAUAUUGUAUAAAAUUUUUACAAUUAAUCUUUCGCUGUGAGAGGCUUUAGAAAUUAUAAGCUUGAAACUCCACAAAAUUAUCUAUCUUGUAUAGAAUACAUUUGAAAUUCGAUAUUUGACUCAUGAGUCUUCAAUAUCACUGUUCCCGUUUAUAUUGAGAGGGGCUCACUAUUCAAAAACGUCGCCCUCUUUGUAAGGCGUGAUGAUUUCACCUCACUUUGUCUCUUUCGAAUGUCUCUCUCAUGACAUAUUCCGUGGAUACAUCUAUAAUUUUGCUCGCACGAACAGGUAAAGAGAACAAGAAAUAAAAAGAGGGAGGAGAAAGAGGUUCGGUUAGAUUAAGAGGCAUAGAGAGCACAUCGAUGAUGACUAAAAUAAAAACGAGAUAGGACGAGCGAUAGACGUUGGUAUUAAUCAAAAGAUAGACGGAUCGUGCUUUAAGUGAAUCAAAAGCGUGUUCGACGUUUCUCAAUCAAAAAGAUCAAUGAUCAAAGUACGGCACACACGAAUGAUCGAAAUGUAGCGAAGGAAGUGGAGUACGGCACAAUCAAAUCUGCCCAACAUCGCAUAGAGUUUAGAUGUUUUGUGAUGAAAGUAGAGACAGAAAGGGUGAGAAAAGAGAGAGAGAGAGAGAAAGAGAGAGAAUGUGUGUGUCUAUGUGCAUGUAUGUGCGUCUGUGCGUGUCUGUGUGUCUACCAACGAUCCGUCGCGAUUGUGUCAACCAGAUAAAAGAGUGAUUUUCCCGUGAGAGGAAAGCUCGACAAUAAAAAUCGUCACAUUUCAGCAUUUUCAAUCGCGAUGAAUGAUUCUGAUAUAGUAAUUUAUACGUAACCAAAAUUAAGAAUAACAGUGUUGCCGCUACAUUGGCUGCAUUUUUUUAUCGCCUUGCUCUUAUUUGAUUUGCAGCUUUACGAAGAAAUGUAAAAUUC
Wasmannia auropunctata (little fire ant) is the source of this 8789-nucleotide messenger RNA. RefSeq names its product nucleolysin TIAR. Bases 3180 to 4370 code for a protein of 396 amino acids. The transcript has 9 exons. Gene Ontology annotation, molecular function: mRNA binding. The record is from RefSeq and is a predicted model, not a curated record. Lineage: Eukaryota; Metazoa; Arthropoda; Insecta; Hymenoptera; Formicidae.